Molecule: messenger RNA, 1602 nt
Organism: Penicillium digitatum Pd1
Lineage: Eukaryota; Fungi; Ascomycota; Eurotiomycetes; Eurotiales; Aspergillaceae
Product: Aminoglycoside phosphotransferase
Cellular component (GO): mitochondrion
Source: RefSeq, a predicted model, not a curated record
AUGGAUCAGAUGUCGGGAAAAGAAGAAUUCCCACUCUUUAGGUACAAUGAGUUCGACGUGGCCGCCCUCUGUCAACUCGCGAGUGACAUGCGACAGAAUCUCGCGUGCACGUGCGACUUGAAUCAACGUCCGCAACGGGGUGGCUUUAACUGGGCCGUGUUUGUUAUAUUUGAAGAUGGCCUCGAAUGGGUUCUUCGCUCGCCAGUGCAGAACCACCCCGAGCUUUCUUAUAGUAGUGUCGCGAAACUUCUUUCAAGCGAAGCUGCUACGCUCAAAUAUCUCAGAGCGUACACAGACAUACCUGUUCCUGAUGUUUACUCUUACUGUGCCUAUCCAAAUAAUCCUCUCCGGAUCCCAUACAUUUUGAUGAACAAGGCGCAGGGCAAGACAUUGGAAACCAUGUGGGGGGGAACUGAGAUUCCCCACCGUCUAGAUUCACUUGAAAUCAACAAAGUGAUGUCUCAACUGGGCCACAUUACAUGGAAACUCGCACAAGUCCGGUUUAACAAAAUUGGGUCUCUAUUUGAAGAAAAUGGAUUCUUCUUUAUUGGAGAAUGCCUAUCCAAAGGCCACCUACAACACAAGAGACACUCUCUGGCCGGCAUUCCUCGUGGACCUUUUUCCAGCGAGACAGAGUUCUUCCUCAGUCUCAUAGUGGCUUUGAUCCAGCACGCCGAAAUGCUGCCGUUGACGCACCAUUGCUUUACGGCACCGGUACCCGCUAAGAAUGACUACCCCAACAAGGAUCUGUGGGAGAGUGCCUGCGACCUUUGGAAUCAAUUCGUCACAAUUGGACAGAAGGUUGACGGAGCUGCGAAUAGAGUUGACUACAUAAUUGCUGCCCAGAUUGUUAAUCGUUUGAUUUUUGAAUAUACGGGCAAAUGGUCUGGUAUCACAAAUCCGGUCAGCUUUGCACUCUGCCACCCAGAUCUCACCAUGGGCAACAUAUUCGUCGAUGAUCAAUAUAAUGUUACUUGCAUCAUCGAUUGGGCGUUUUCUACCACCGUGCCCAUUCCCUUGCUUUUGUCGCCCCCUGGGUUUCCUCAGUCGCGGCACAGGUUAGACGAGAGGUUCUGCCUUGGUUUCCGAGAUGGCUUUAAAGAUGCAGCCGGACCCAAUACACACAGUCCAUCAGAGGGCUUGUCUAUCCCCAAAGCUUUUGAGUGUGUCAAAAACAGCGAAUUUGCUUGGUGUCUUGCCAGGUUUCUAGCUUUUGAUUCCACCGACGACAUUUCCCUCGUUCGUACCAUGUGGGAAUCAGUCUACCCUUUGCAACACACGCUCGAGUCAUAUGUCUUUUCUCAAAGAGUUCAACCGUAUUAUCGAAAGCAGUACAGAAUGCUCAGACAUGAUGACCUGGCGGUAUCUCAGAUCAAAAAUUCCGAGAAUGAUCUUUUCACACAACCUUUCACCUUCGAGCGAUCUUUGGCGCAUCAUCUGACAAUGAUUUCAGAUUAUGGAUACAACUACGACCCAACAAAAUUAGCUGGCCUCCGAGAUACAGAGAAGGUAUUUGUUACCGAGCGGCGGCUUUGGCGAUGGAUUUUGGAAUUCAAAAGACAACACCGCGGUAGGAUCGGCUUUGAAGACUGGGAGCUCUAA